Fusarium poae is the source of this 1347-nucleotide messenger RNA. RefSeq lists its product as uncharacterized. The coding region runs from base 1 to 1347 and encodes 448 amino acids. The record is from RefSeq and is a predicted model, not a curated record. The transcript is spliced from 3 exons. NCBI's taxonomy places the organism in Eukaryota, Fungi, Ascomycota, Sordariomycetes, Hypocreales, Nectriaceae.
AUGCCUUUCAUUCAAACUCCCAAUACGGCUGGGCCUAUCCAUAGCUCCCAACGAUCUGGCGAGAGCUCUCGGUCUUCGUCCUUUGCCGAAGUUACCCCUUCGACCUCCUGCACUGGAUCUCCCGUCGAAGUAUUUGGAGAUGUCCCUCCGCAACAAGCACCGUGCAUUGUUGAGAGGAUAUCUGCCUCCAUUGGUAGUCUUGCUCGGGCAAGGAUUAUUGCAGUCAUGGCUCUGGACAUAUUUGUCUACAAAACACCCCUCAAUGCCCACCGCGACAGAUGGAUUUGUCCAUUCUCCAAUUGCAAGCUUGUCUUUCCGAACCCAGAAGAGAUGUUAUCUCAUGCAGCAACAUGUACCCAUGUGUCUCCCAACGGCGCUUACUGCAAUUGUUGUGGGCUUUAUUAUGACUUUCCUGGCCAAAGCCCAGCCUGUCCAGUCAGAGACAGUGGUAGUGCACCUGUGGUUGUGAAAGAUUCUGCCAUGAUGAAAGGCAAACGGAAGGUUGUUGACCUCUUCUCCCGCCGCUCCGGGUCUACAUCUUCCUCUCAGGAACAGCUGUCUGCCCCCAGCUCAUCCAAGGCAUGCUUACCUCUCGCAACGGAGUCUGGGCUGGAUUCCCUACUUGCUUCCCGAAAAGGAUCCGUAGCCUCGGAUAUGAGCACCACAGAUCUGCCGCCUGGCCAUCAACAUUUCCAAGGGGCUACAGAGCUCCCUGCUGGUUGUCAUGUCGUCGAGAUUGACACCUCUCGCACAAGUUCAAAUAGCUCUGGUUUCCUGUCUAGCAAAAACUGCAACGUGCCACAAUCCACUCAGUCCACAAUCUCCACAGUCUCUACAACAGGCUACUUCGAUCCCGCGCAUGCUGACUAUGGCGAUUUCUGUAUGUCACCUUCGACAUAUUCAUCCGUUGAUGCUUACACCAACAACCCACAAGAAUCCCGUAUUGGGAGUGUUUCACAUGCUACUGGCGAGCAUUUGUUCCAUACCAGCCAGCAAUCUCAAGAUGUGGGCCAAGACUCUUUUGGAAAUGUGAGUAUUGGACCGGUUGCAGCCGAAGGGUUCGAUUUUGGCCAAUUGUCCAUGCCGUCACAAGACGCACAGGGACUCAUGGUCUAUGUGCCCAACUUCUCACGUCCACGCUUACCCCCGUCAUCCGAUCAGAGUUAUGGGGCCCCUUCCUAUGGCAGUCACCACGUGAAUGCGCAGGAGGUUGUUCUACCUAUGGCUCAUUCACAAUAUCAUUAUGGAGAAGGCUUCGACACAGCCGAUUUCCCACAGACAGAAGAGAACUGUUCUGAUACCAGCAAGAUCUUCGCCAGGUUUCCCCAGCUUCAACCAGUCCGAUGA